GUCAUGCAAGCAAAUUGAGAUAACCUGGAUAUGUCAUUUUGCCUGGCUUUCUCUCUCUCUCUCUCUCUCUCUCUCUCUCUCUCUCUCUCUCUCUGUCGCUCUGUUUCAAAGCAAUGUGUGUUGCAUAAUGGCUGUUUUCACCUUUAAUUGCCUCGAGAUUAAGCAACAACCAAAUCAUCGUUCUCUAUAAUGGCCACCCGAGGAUUUAUAGUAACGUGAGUGGAGAGCUGAAGGAUGUGGCUUGCUCUGUUUCGAUGAUGCGGGAUUGCUCUAAGCAGCAAGCUUAGUGUUUUCUGAAAACAUUAGCAGCAUCGCUGAUGUAGCUGUGCCAGCCUCUUUCUCUACUAGAUGACUGGAACUGCUCACAGGGGGGUGGGGUGGGGGCAAGGGAACUAUCUUUGAGAUCCGAUCUGUCGAAAGGAGCUCGCUCAUCAUUUGCUAAAUGGAGAAACCUGAUGUUUUCCUUGCUGGCCCGGAAGAUGCCUGAGAGAUAGAGAGCGAGAGAGCGAGAGUGAUGCAUUGUUAUAAGGCAGGGAAUGCUUUCUGGGAAUAGAAAGGUCAUGCAUCUUGGGAUCGGGGAGCCAUUCCAGUCUCUAACCAGUCACCAGAGGAAUGAUGAGGAGGCAGUGGUGGACACGGGUGGAACACGCUCCCUUCUCAAAACACAUUUCGAAAAGGAAGACUUAGAAGGUCACAGAACCUUGUUUAUUGGAGUUCAUGUGCCGCUGGGAGGAAGGAAAAGCCAUCGCCGCCAUCGACACCGAGGGCAUAAACACAGAAAGAGAGACAGAGAACGGGAUUCGGGUUUAGAAGAUGGCAGAGAGUCUCCUUCAUUUGACACCCCUUCCCAGCGGGUACAGUUUAUUCUCGGAACAGAAGAUGAUGACGAGGAACACAUCCCUCACGACCUCUUCACAGAGCUCGAUGAACUUUGCUGGCGUGAAGGAGAAGAUGCUGAGUGGAGGGAGACAGCCAGGUGGUUGAAAUUUGAAGAAGAUGUUGAAGAUGGAGGAGAGAGGUGGAGUAAACCAUACGUUGCCACGUUAUCGCUUCACAGCUUGUUUGAACUGAGAAGUUGUAUCCUCAAUGGCACUGUGUUGCUAGACAUGAGAGCAAAUUCUUUAGAAGAAAUUGCAGACAUGAUUCUUGAUCAACAAGUAGGCUCGGGACAGCUCAGCGAAGAUGUUCGCCACAGGGUGCACGAAGCUCUGCUUAAACAGCACCACCAUCAGAAUCAGAAGAAGCUAAGCAAUAGGAUCCCAAUAGUCAGGUCCUUUGCUGAUAUUGGCAAGAAACAGUCUGAACCUCAUUCCAUGGACAAAAAUGCAGGUCAGCUUGUUUCCCCACAGUCUGCACCAGCCAGCAUUGAAACAAAAAAUGACGUGAGCAGAGAAAACAGCAGCGUUGAUUUCAGCAAGGGACUAGGAGACCAACAAAAAGGGCAUAACAGUAGUCUAUUUGGGAUGAAACAAAGACAUGAAAAAGGACACCUGCAUCAGGAAGAGAGAGAGAGAGAGGUUGACCUGCAUUUCAUGAAAAAGAUCCCUCCUGGAGCCGAAGCGUCAAACAUUCUGGUUGGAGAGCUGGAAUUCCUGGACCGUGCUGUAGUGGCUUUUGUUAGGUUGUCUCCCGCCAUGCUGCUUUCGGGACUAGCAGAAGUUCCAAUCCCAACGAGAUUUUUAUUUAUUCUUCUGGGACCUCUAGGAAAAGGCCAACAGUUCCAUGAGAUUGGCAGGUCAAUUGGAACCUUAAUGACAGAUGAGGUGUUUCAUGAUGUUGCCUACAAAGCUAAAGAUCGUAAUGAUUUGGUUGCUGGGAUUGAUGAGUUUCUCGACCAGGUGACAGUUCUCCCUCCUGGAGAAUGGGACCCCACGAUUCGUAUAGAGCCCCCCAAAAAUGUUCCCUCUCAGGAGAAGCGUAAGAUUCCAGGUGUGCCAAAUGGAACUGCUCCUCAUGGAGACAUUGCACCAGUUGGAGGUCACUCAGGACCAGAACUGCAACGUACUGGAAGGAUUUUUGGGGGCUUGGUUUUAGAUGUCAAGAGGAAAGCGCCAUUCUUUCUGAGCGACUUCACUGACGCGUUCAGCCUGCAGUGCUUAGCUUCGUUUCUCUUUCUCUACUGUGCUUGCAUGUCUCCUGUUAUCACGUUUGGUGGUUUACUGGGAGAAGCAACGGAUGGCCGCAUAAGUGCAAUAGAAUCUUUGUUUGGUGCAUCGAUGACCGGCAUAGCCUAUUCGCUCUUUGGUGGACAGCCUCUGACCAUACUAGGGAGUACGGGCCCAGUUUUGGUGUUUGAAAAGAUACUGUUCAAAUUUUGCAAGGAAUAUGGGCUGUCGUACCUGUCUCUGAGAGCAAGCAUUGGCUUGUGGACUGCAACUCUGUGUAUCAUCCUUGUUGCGACCGAUGCCAGUUCGCUUGUGUGCUACAUCACUCGGUUUACGGAAGAAGCUUUUGCGUCCCUUAUCUGCAUCAUUUUCAUUUACGAGGCCUUAGAGAAGCUCUUUCAUCUCAGCGAGACAUAUCCAAUCAACAUGCAUAACAGUUUGGAACAACUGACACAUUACUCAUGCAGCUGUAUGGAACCAGACAACCCCAGCAAUAAUACUUUGCAAUACUGGCAGUCCAAAAACAUGUCUUCGUCAGACAUACCUUGGGGAAACCUAACUGUGUCAGAAUGUAAGGACUGGCAAGGGGCAUUUGUAGGACACGCCUGUGGACACCAUGGUCCUUACGUCCCAGAUGUUCUCUUCUGGUCAGUCAUCUUAUUCUUUUCUACAGUGACACUGUCAUCCACGCUUAAGCAGUUCAAAACCAGUCGAUACUUCCCGACCAAGGUGCGGUCUGUAGUGAGUGACUUUGCCGUCUUUCUCACCAUCCUGUCCAUGGUUUUAAUCGACUAUGCCCUUGGGAUCCCAUCGCCAAAGCUCCAAGUUCCCAAUGCUUUCAAGCCUACCAGAGAUGAUCGUGGCUGGUUCAUUUCGCCUUUGGGGACCAAUCCUUGGUGGACAGUGCUGGCUGCGCUAAUCCCGGCUCUGCUUUGUACUAUUCUGAUAUUUAUGGACCAGCAGAUUACAGCUGUUAUUAUAAACAGAAAAGAACAUAAACUAAAGAAGGGCUGCGGCUAUCACCUGGACCUGCUGAUGGUGGCUCUUAUGCUGGGCGUGUGCUCCCUCAUGGGCCUGCCGUGGUUUGUUGCCGCCACCGUUCUCUCCAUCUCUCACGUGAACAGCUUGAAGCUGGAGUCGGAGUGCUCAGCUCCAGGAGAGCAGCCCAAAUUCCUUGGCAUCCGUGAGCAGCGGGUCACGGGACUCAUGAUAUUCAUCCUGAUGGGCUCGUCCGUUUUUCUGACCCGAAUUCUAAAGUUUAUCCCUAUGCCAGUGCUUUAUGGUGUAUUUCUUUACAUGGGUGCCUCUUCUCUAAAAGGAAUUCAGCUUUUUGACAGAAUCAAGUUAUUCUGGAUGCCUGCCAAACACCAGCCUGACUUCAUCUACCUGAGGCAUGUCCCUCUCCGAAAAGUCCAUCUCUUCACCGUCAUCCAGCUGAGCUGUCUUGUGCUGCUGUGGGUUAUCAAGGCUUCAAGAGCUGCCAUUGUCUUUCCUAUGAUGGUCUUGGCCCUGGUGUUUGUUAGAAAACUCAUGGACUUAUUUUUCACGAAACGGGAGCUCAGCUGGUUGGAUGAUUUGAUGCCAGAAAGCAAGAAAAAGAAGUUGGAGGAUGCUGAAAAAGAGGAAGAGCAAAGCAUGUUAGCGAUGGAAGAGGAAGGCACAGUUCAGUUACCACUAGAUGCGCAUUACAGAGAUGACCCAUCUGUAAUAAAUAUUUCUGAUGAAAUGUCAAAAACAGCUGUGUGGAAGACACUGUUGAUAUCGUCAGACAAUACCAAGGAUAAGGAGUCCAGCUUUCCUUCUAAAAGCACUGAAAGCCGAAAAGAGAAGAAAGCUGACUCAGGGAAAGGUGUGGACCGCGAGACUUGUCUAUGACUUGCUCUUCAGUUUAUUUUUAUAAACAGAUGCGAGGAGUGCCACAAUCAUAAACCUGUACGCGAUUUGAUCCUUUCGUUGUACAACCUGUCUUUCAUCCCAAAGUAGCACUGGUAAUGUAAGUAGUGCAAUACGUGCUUUGGUUCGCUGUCUGCUUUUCGCCUGGGCCCUAAUCUGCGCAGAAAUUAACUCUAGCCAGUGAGAGAAUCCUGUACCCUCCAUGCUUGUGUGUGUGUGUGGGGGGGGAUCCAGCUGAUUCAACCUAUGUCAUCCAUUCAAGAAGUGAACAGUGUCUCCUUUCAAACUUUUCUCUCUCUCUCUGUUCAGUAGCAUUGGACUGCAUUUUCCUUCUUUGCCCGUGCAACAUAUUUUCAUAGCUUCUCCAUCUCAGCAGACAAACAAACUUGAAAACAGCUUCCCCCCCCACAGCCCCAUCCUGUUCUUUUUAUAGCUUAGCUUUCAGCCAGCUAUUUGAGGAGAUCCGAGAUAACAAAAGAAAUGUUAGCUUUGAGAGUUAUUUUUAAACGAGAAAUGGCUCAACCCUGCGAACUCUUUAACCAGAAGAAUGAAGUCCUGCCCCCACUCCCAGUUAAAAAUCAUGGCUUGUAUGUAUGUAUGUGUGGGUGUGGGUGUAUGUGUGUGGGUGUGUAUGCGUGUAUGACUUUCAGGAUCAGACCCUAUAUUUGUGCAAUUUUCCUUGAUUUAAUACUGGAUAUUUAAUAUUUAAAUUUAUAUGUAAAGAUAAAGUAAUAUAAUAUAUAAAGUUAUAUAGGAUAUCGUUAACAUGCUCUCAUCUUGUUGGGGGGGGGCGGGGAAUGCCACAUCCAUCGAUGUGCAAUAUCCAUACAGUAUUUGUUGUGAAUGCAAGCUGUUAUUACAAUAUCUUAUACUGUACUGUACUAAAUGUUGCAGUGGUUAGUCCAACAGCUGCAUUGUGGUGGUAAAUAAUCCACUUUUUCCCCCUAGCUUACUGUAUUAUAAUUCCUUACAGAGAUGGGCAGUAAGAUUUCCACUCCCUCAUCAAGGGUGGUCUUUGGGCCAUUGCUUGACACCUCUGAAUACUUGCCCUUCAAUUCCUAUGCGAUGUUAGGCACUUGUCUAGUCAUAGGCAGGUAUUGAGUUUAUCCAGAGAUAAAUCCUACCUAUAUUUUUGCUAGGGGGUUCUUUUCAUUCUGUCAUCAAAUGCAUGCUAGUAUUAUUAUUAUUUUUAAUUAAAAAAUUGCUUUUUUCUUUCCAAUAAAUUCUAGACAAAAGUCUAGGCAAAGUUAAGCACUUAUAAGUCAUAUUGAUUUCAGGGGAAGAGCAAGGAGUCUGUUCAACUCUUCCGUUCAUAUCAACCGGACUGUAAUGUGCUCCAAACUUGGCUGAAUUGUCUGCCGCUGUCAGUUAACUUUGAUAUCAUGAUCCCGUUGAAGUGACUGGGAGUUCUGACCCUAAUUUUCAGAGGGCAAGUUUAUUGGCAUAAAGCCCGUUUUGCCAAAAGAAAAAAGGAACUUGGCCUUUGUUAGUUGUUUAGCUAAAUUUCUAAACAAAAGGCAUGCAUUUCCAUAUGUUUGGAAUGAAGACUUUUUUUAAAUAAAAAAAAUAGACUGUAGAUUUUAUUAUGGUCCUAAAUUUGUAUUAUUAGCCAAAUAGCAAGAUCAAACCCUGGGCGGGAUCCAGCUCCUCUCCCACAUGCAGCUUCAUAUGCUGGGAAAGGAUACCAGUAGGGCUCAGUGGAGCCUACCCUUGGCCAGUUUUAGCUAUUGACACAGAGAGCCAUGGGGCAGCAAGGCACCCAUCCCUUGCCUUCAAUGGAGUAGUCAAUCACACUUCCCCUCUGUAGAUCUGGCUUGCCCCCAUGACCGUGUGCACAGGUACUCCUGCUGGAGUAGAAUGUGGACAGAGCAGAGCAGUCUGUCUGCAUCUUUAUAAAACUAGGUAACUCGCCAUCCCACUGUGCUUCCCUGGGAGAGAAGGGUAGAGUGGGCUGCAGGCAAGGGUGGGAGAAGAUGGAAUAAAAGCAGGACAGUAUUAUAGAUAUUUUUUGAUAUGUCUUCAGUUUUUAACAGGCUUGUGGUUUUUGUUGUGGUUUUUGUUGGAGGGGUGCUGAUUGGUUAUUCCAUGCAAAAUCAGAUCUUAUAAAUGCACCAGUGCUUUCGAAUACCAGGAACAAAUUCCUUUGGGCUUUCUGUGUCGAGGGAAUUGCUGCAGAUCUCAGAAAGGCUGCUUUUUGUACCUUCAAAGUUGCCUAACCUAAUCCUUAGCUGGGUUCUGCAGUCAUGUGCAUGGCUCUACACAGCUUGUAGCAGCAGAACUAUAGAGGGAAUUCUGCGCAAGAUUAGUGGGGAGUGAAAAUCGGCCUCCCUUGAAGACCCCGUUCAGCUUGUACUGGCACUCAAAGCUCUUGCACAUGUGAAACCAGGCUCUUCUACGAAGUGUAUGGGCAGCUCACAUGUGCCAGAGCUCAAUCACAUGUGCAGAAGACUGUGUGUCUUUCUCUCAUCUGGUUGGUGAAUUUCAUGGCCUUGUGUGUGUGUGUGCAUGUGUGCACAAGCAUGCAACAAAUUCCCAGAGCCGAAUGGGACAUGGUUCCGUUUUAUGAAGGCAACUUGGAAAUGGCUUUAACCCUAACUUGUUGCUUACCUGGUGGUGUUAGACUUAGACUGCCAUCAGCCCCAGGCAGUGUAGCCAAAUGGUCUGGGAUGGUGGGACUUACAGCCCACCAUCUGUAGGGUUCCCAUUUCUCCACAUCUGAUCCAUGCAAGUUCACCUACGGGAUGCUUCAGCCCAUGCUAGCUGCCGCUGGUUCAUCAGAUGACAAAAACUGGUCCCCUGGAUGGCACCUGUAGGGAGUACUAGGGAGUCCUGAAGAAAAUAAUCCCGGUCCUUU
Messenger RNA from Podarcis muralis (Common wall lizard), 6852 nucleotides. RefSeq names its product solute carrier family 4 member 10 (gene SLC4A10). The record is from RefSeq and is a predicted model, not a curated record. Lineage: Eukaryota; Metazoa; Chordata; Lepidosauria; Squamata; Lacertidae. Gene Ontology annotation, biological process: transmembrane transport; bicarbonate transport; monoatomic anion transport. Gene Ontology annotation, cellular component: plasma membrane; basolateral plasma membrane. Gene Ontology annotation, molecular function: solute:inorganic anion antiporter activity; monoatomic anion transmembrane transporter activity; sodium:bicarbonate symporter activity.